Messenger RNA from Impatiens glandulifera, 1494 nucleotides. RefSeq lists its product as uncharacterized. NCBI's taxonomy places the organism in Eukaryota, Viridiplantae, Streptophyta, Magnoliopsida, Ericales, Balsaminaceae. The record is from RefSeq and is a predicted model, not a curated record. Gene Ontology annotation, cellular component: plasma membrane. The transcript is spliced from 3 exons. The coding region runs from base 124 to 1308 and encodes 394 amino acids.
GUGUAACAGUCGGCGUUUGUUCAUUAGUACAACAGGAGCUGCAAACUGUAACGAAUCUCGCUUUAUACAGUCUCUCCUUCUUCUUCUUCUCCAUCUUCUCUCUUUCUCACUGCCCUAAUAAGCAUGGCUCGAGCUUCACUACUAUGGUUUCCACUCAUUACUUUCCUUCUUACAUCCAUUACCGUCUCCGGACAAGCACAAGACGGUCUUCUAAUCAAUGGAGAUUUCGAAACUUCACCAACCGGAGGUUUUUCCAGCAACGAAGAUGACAUAUCAGACGGUCCAACAUCGAUUCCUGGAUGGAAAUUGAACGGAACGGUUGAACUUAUAGAAUCCGGCCAAAAACAAGGCGGAAUGAUCCUAAUCGUUCCCGAAGGCCGCCACGCAGUUCGGCUAGGUAACGAUGCUGAAAUCCGGCAAGAUGUGAAAGUAGAGAAAGGAAGUCUUUACUCUGUCACAUUCAGCGCCGCACGAACUUGCGCUCAGCUUGAAUCGUUGAAUGUAUCCGUUCCUCCAGCUUCGAUGAGUAUCGAUUUGCAGACUCUUUAUAACAUUCAAGGAUGGGAUGCUUAUGCUGUUGCAUUUCAAGCUGAGGAAGAUGAUGUUCAGGUUGUGUUUAGGAAUACAGGUAUGGAAGAUGAUCCUACUUGUGGUCCGAUCAUUGAUGAUAUUGCUAUUAAGAAGCUUUUCACACCGGUUAAUCCCAAAGAUAAUGCAGUUGUUAACGGCGAUUUUGAAGAAGGACCUUGGAUGUUCAGAAACGAAUCAUUAGGAGUUCUUCUACCAACAAAUCUAGAUGAAGAAACUUCAUCUCUACCGGGAUGGACAGUGGAAUCAAACAGGGCUGUUCGUUACAUCGAUUCGAAUCAUUUCUCAAUUCCAGGCGGGAAACGAGCAAUCGAGUUAUUAUCAGGGAAGGAAGGUAUAAUCUCUCAGAUGGUGGAGACGAAACCUAAUAAACAGUAUAGACUUUCGUUUGCUGUGGGAGAAGGCGGCGAUAAGUGUAAAGAACCUUUAGCGGUUAUGGCUUUUGCCGGAGAUCAGGCUCAGAAUGUUCAUUAUACGGCGAAUUCGAAUUCUACGUUUCAGAUCGCCGAACUGAACUUUACGGCGAAGGCGGAGAGAACGCGAGUGGCGUUUUAUAGUAUAUAUUAUAAUACUAGAAGCGAUGAUUUGAGCUCUUUGUGUGGACCGGUUGUGGAUGAUGUUAGGGUUGCGUUUUCGAUGACUGUGAUGAAUGAAGUUAAAAGGUUAACACUUGUAAUGGGGAUUAUUAUUAGUCUAUUUAUGUUGUUGUUGUUGCCUUAAUUUGGAUUUUGGUUUCAAGAAAUUAGCUUUUGUAAUAUCUUCAUCAAUUGUGUUUAAAUGUUGAUUAAGUUAAUGUUGAAAUUUUCAAAUGUUGAAAUUUAGCUUCAUUUCAUUUUUUUUUUUUACUUAUAGUUAUUUUAUUAUUUUGUUAACUUAUUAUAUAAAAAUGGUAUGUUGUUGGUAUGA